CAAAGAUCCUUAUGUUGAAAAAUUUGGUGAAGCAUUAAAGGUUAUAAAUAGUAUGUAGGAGCUUAUUCACAUGCGGUAUCUUUUAAAUGAAAGGGGAAUUAUAGAUGUGUACAUUGAACAUGUGUGUGAUGAGCCAAACACUUUAGAAUUGCUUAAAGGUGGCACCGUUCCACAUGAAGCAGUUGAUGAAGGUAUAAUGCAUUUUUCUAGAAGUGAUGAAGACAUUAGGGAAGGCUGUGUGACACAAAAUUCACAACCAACCCCAACUUGUAAUGAAGCUCUAGAAACAACUGAAGGUGAUGUUGAUAAAACAUAUGCAGUGCAUGGAGGUGAUGCAAGCCAACAACAAGAUCCAGAGCAUAAUGAUCAUGAUGAUGAGGACUUCCUUGAUAAUGUGCAUAGUGAUGUAGAUGAUGAGGAGGUGCUUGAAUGUAUUAGAAAUAAAAAGAAACAUAAAACUAGAAUUGAUAGCCAUGGAGAUUUGGGUUUUGAUUCUAGCUUUGAAAACAAUGAAGAUGAAUUUGAGGUUUCUAGUGAGGAUUCAGGUGACUACACUAUUAUGGAUGAAGAUGAACUUGAAGAAGAAAAAGGAGAUGUAAAAACUACUAGAAAUGGUGAUUUAUGGUUUAAUCCUUCAUGGGCUGAUGUUUGGUUUGAGGUAGGGAUGAAGGUUGAGCAUGUAGCACAGUUUAAGAAGGCUAUAGUUAAGUACCAAAUUCAAAAAGGUUGUAGGUUGAAACCUGUUAAAAGUGACCCCACUAGGCAGAGAAUUUACUAUGUUGAUCGACUGUACAAUUGGCAAAUCUUUGCCAGUUUUGAUAAAAAUGACCAAAUUUUUAAAGUGAAGACAUAUUACAGGCAACACACUUGCUUUAGGAGUUUGAAGUCUAACAUGGUUGGGUCAAGGGUACUAGUAGAACACCAUAGGAAUAGAAUUUUUGCAAAUCUGCAGAUUAGAAUUAGUGAGUUAGUGAGAUUUUCUCAUUUAGAAUUAGGAGUUCAUGUUUCAAGAGAUAAGUGUAAACUAGCAAAGAAUAAGAUUAUGAAGGAAGUGAAGGAAACUCAUGUGAAUGAAUUUACUUAGUUAAGAAGGUAUGCAGAAGAGUUGUUGAGAUUGUCCGCGGAGUCAACUGUUAAAAUUUAUACUAAGCCACCCACAACUCCAG
Messenger RNA from Rubroshorea leprosula, 1166 nucleotides. The record is from the annotation of a GenBank genome assembly. NCBI's taxonomy places the organism in Eukaryota, Viridiplantae, Streptophyta, Magnoliopsida, Malvales, Dipterocarpaceae.